AUGUUGCAACAUAAAUUAUUUUUCUAUGGACAAUAUUUUUUAAAGGUCAAUACCCCUUAUCGUUUAUCCUAUAUUUCUCAUCGUCUUGUAUCAUAUGAUCCACAUGAAUCUCCAACUGUUCCUCAUAUUCAUUCAACUCCAACAUUAGCAUUAACAGAUAAACUUCCUUCAUCAUGUCAUAUACUUAUUGCUGGAGGUGGAAUUAUUGGUCAAUCAAUUGCUUAUCAUUUAAGUGAACUUGGUAUUAAAGAUAUUGUACUUGUUGAAAAAGCAAAACUAGCAUCUGGUUCCACAUGGCAAAGUUCUGGACGAGUAUCUUAUUUACAAAAUACAAAUGUUGAAACACAUUUUACGAAAUAUUCAAGACAAUUAUAUGAACGAUUACAUAAAGAAGGACAUGAUAUUGGUUUUAAUGAAACAGGUAGUUUAUGGAUAGCUCAAACACCUGAUCGACUUCAUACACUUAAACGACAAUACUCUGCAAUAAAAGCAUUAGGUAUUAAUUGUGAAAUAUUAAACUUAGAAAAAUUAACUGAAAAAGUACCGAUUAUUGAUGCUCAUGAAAUUUGGGGUGGUCUUUGGGUUCCUAAUGAUUUUAUGGUUGAUCCUGUACCAUUAGCUUUAACAUUUGCACAAUUAGCAAUAGAUAAAGGAGUUAAAAUUAUUGAAGAUUGUUAUGUCAAUGAAAUUCUUACAGAAAAACAACGUGCUGGACAAUAUGAUCGUGUGACUAGUGCUGUAACAUCACAAGGAGAUAUUAAAUGUAAUAUAUUUAUUAAUUGUACAGGAAUGUGGGCACGAGAACUUGGAUUUCAAUCUUUACCAAGUGUUCGAAUUCCUACAUUAGCAUGUGAAUAUAUAUGUUUAAAAACAAAACCAAUAAAAGAUUUUCCCAGUGGUAUUCCCGUUGUUCAUAAUCCACACGAACGUUUUUAUAUUCAACCAUUAAUUGAUCAUAGUGUAUUAAUUGGUGGUUUUCUAAGUCAAUCAAAGCCUCUUUUUGCAAAUGGUGUUCCCGAUACAUUUCAUUUUUCUCUUUUACCUGAUAAUUGGGAUGAUUUUCAUUGGAUAUUAAAUAAUGCAAUUAAACGAUUCCCUAUUGUUGCUGAAAGUGAAAACGAAAUAUUGAUUACUGGUGCUGAUAGUUUUACACCGGAUGGUCGAUUAAUUAUGAAUGAAUCAGCUGAAGUUGAUAAUUAUUUUGUUGCAUCUGGUGCAAAUGGACAAGGUAUAGCACUUGCUGGUGGUAUUGGAAAAUAUAUGGCUGAAUUAAUACAUACAGGAAAUACAGAUUUAAGUACAUGGCCCGUUGAUAUACGUCGUUUUAUGCGUUUACAUACAAAUAAACGUUUUCUUGAAGAUCGUCUUCGAGAAAUACCAGGAAAACAAUAUUCAUUAAAAUAUCCAACAUAUGGUAUGUCAUUAUAUCAAACAGGACGAAAAUUACGUGUUUCACCAUUACAUCCAAAAUUACAAGCAGCUGGUGCAGUUUAUGGUGAAGUACUCGGUUAUGAACGUCCAUUAUUUUUCAAACCAGAUGAACCAGGAAAAAAUUUCGAAGAUUUAAGUAAACAAGGUACAUUCAGUAAAGCACGAUGGUUUAAUACAGUCAAAAAAGAAUAUAAUGUAUGUCGAAAAGGUGUAGCUAUUAUUGAUAUGACAUCAUUUACAAAAUAUGAACUUAAAUCAGCUAAUCGAAGUGUUGUGGAUUUUCUUCAAAUGCUUUGUGCAAAUAAUAUUGAUAAACCAAUUGGUACUGUUAUUCAUACAGGAAUGUUAAAUGAACAAGGUGGUUAUGAAAAUGAUUGUUCUGUAAUACGUCUUGGAGAAUAUCAUUUUCUUUUGGUUAGUCCAACAUCACAAUCUACACGUAAUAUGAAAUGGCUUAAAUCUCAUGUACCAGAAGAUGGUUCUGUUCUUCUAUCAGAUGUAACAUCACUUUAUACAGCAUUAAAUGUUAUUGGACCAAAAGCAAAAUAUUUAUUAGCUGAAUUGAGUGAUGAAAAUUUUAAUGAUUUUGCAAGAAUGACUUGUCAAGUAAGUCAUAUGUAGAACAAAAUAAAAUAAAUACGAUUACUAAGAGUAAAGAAUAUUAACUAGAUAUUUUGAUUAAAG
This is a messenger RNA of Rotaria sordida, 2115 nucleotides long. Lineage: Eukaryota; Metazoa; Rotifera; Eurotatoria; Philodinida; Philodinidae. The record is from the annotation of a GenBank genome assembly.